AUGGAAACUGCGCUCCAGAUUACGACGACGGAGCAGGCGUCACAUCGCAUGCUUGCACUUGACAUUGGCGCAAUCAGUCAAUUCGACGACAGGAUUUGCCGUCUGUCAGGCGCUCGUGUCGAGUCGCGUUUCGCUGUCGUCCGUCCGGUAAAGGGUGGUUAG
Molecule: messenger RNA, 162 nt
Organism: Peronospora matthiolae
Lineage: Eukaryota; Oomycota; Peronosporomycetes; Peronosporales; Peronosporaceae
Source: the annotation of a GenBank genome assembly